ACUUUAGGUAAACCCUAUCUUAAAUUUAAAACAUAUCUUUAUUUAAAACUGAAAAAAUGAAAGCAAGCUGAUCUGACAAAACUCUCACAUCUUCCUCCACUUCCAAUCACAAAAGAUGAAGAGAGUUUUUAUCUUCACUUGCUUUUUGUUUACUUCAUUUCUAAUAGCAAGUUCGGACCUUUCACCCUCAGAGUCACCCUAUGGGGGUUGCUCAGAUUUAAUAUGGGAUUUGGUAGAUUGCAUGUCUUAUCUGAGUGAUGAAAGUGAGAUGACAAAGCCAGGCCCUGAUUGUUGCACUGCGUUUGAAUUAACAAUGAAUAUCGAUGCUUCGUGUAUUAUAGAAGCCACAAAGAUCGCUCCUUCCUAUGAUAUUAAUUUGAAUGUUACAAGGGUCAUGAUGAUGCCUGAAGUUUGUCGUGAUGUUUCCUUGCCUCCUGAGUCAACUCCUGUUGAACCUCCAAUGACUCCUUCAAAACCAUCAUCACCAGCUCCAAAAUCAUCAGCAAAGAGUACUCCAGUGACACCAAGUUCCAAGACUCCAUCCCCAACAUUCUCAAGCAGUACUGGAGGUGGAGUUCCAGCCUCAUCUCCAUUGUCACACUCUGGAACCUAUUCUACAACUGUUUCCUUCGGUGUUCUUGUUAGUAUGCUUAUUGCUUUAUUAGAGAUUUAGGAUACGGUAAAAAUAAAAAAAUUAUUUUCAUUAGUGGUUUAGGAUAUGGUAAAAAAAAAAAAAAAUUUAUUCGUGGUUUAGAAUAAGGUAAAAUUUUAUUCUCAUUUUAGGGCGCUAUGUGUUUUGUGCUUGAAGAUUUACUUUCUUCAAAUUCUCUAAAUAAUUUUUGGUGUUUGGCUUAUUUCAA
Messenger RNA from Quercus lobata, 860 nucleotides. Its product is annotated as non-specific lipid-transfer protein-like protein At2g13820. Bases 116 to 673 code for a protein of 185 amino acids. The transcript is spliced from 3 exons. The record is from RefSeq and is a predicted model, not a curated record. Lineage: Eukaryota; Viridiplantae; Streptophyta; Magnoliopsida; Fagales; Fagaceae.